Molecule: messenger RNA, 4530 nt
Organism: Delphinapterus leucas (beluga whale)
Lineage: Eukaryota; Metazoa; Chordata; Mammalia; Artiodactyla; Monodontidae
Biological process (GO): regulation of cytokine production; negative regulation of transcription by RNA polymerase II; regulation of immune system process
Cellular component (GO): nucleoplasm
Molecular function (GO): RNA polymerase II cis-regulatory region sequence-specific DNA binding; DNA-binding transcription repressor activity, RNA polymerase II-specific
Source: RefSeq, a predicted model, not a curated record
GACUCUCAACCACUGCGCCACCAGGGAAGCCCACAUGAUUCUUUUUGAAUUAUGGUUUUCUCAGGUUAUAUGCCCAGUAUGUGUCUGUAGACUUUGGGAGCACUUAUAAUAUUACUUUUACCGUCUGGGAACAUGCUUAAUGGGGUCUGAAAUAGUAUUUCUGAAAACUUUUAGUGAUUACUUGCAGACAACACUCCCCGUAAGUCUCCCUACAGCCACUCUAAGAAAUAACGAAAGCCUCCUCUCCAGCCUAGUUAGAUCCCUCGCAGUGCUUCUGGAUUUGUGGGGGUGGGACCACCAGCUGGAGCCCUAGCUAGACCUCUGAGAACUACAUUUCCUAGAGGACUGUGUGCCGAGAGGCAGCAUGUCUAAGCCAAUGAAAACCCAGGGUAAAGACAUUCCUGCGCAUGCGCUUCUCAUCGGGGAGGGACUUCCGGCCGCCUCCUCGUGGCGGCCAUUUUAAUUGCUCUGGAUUUGUUCUAGUUCAAGAGCGCUCCGUGGGGGCUGAGAUGGCUGAGCUAAGGAGUUCCAAGUGGAGGUGUCCCCGUUGCACAGAGACGGGUCUGAAGUUCGGCGACACCGCCUGGGGUGUCCCGCGUCAGACCCUGGAUAAGGCCGGUCGUGGCUGGGUCCCCUCUGUUCUCCCGCCGCUACCGGCCCAGCUCCACCCACAGAGUCCGAAUGCGGUGGCGGCGCUAAGGGACCCGCCUCAGGCUAGUGUGACUUUGGAGGACGUGGCUGUGUACUUCUCCUGGGAGGAAUGGAGUCUCCUUGAUAAGGCCCAGAGACACCUGUACCAUGAUGUGAUGCUGGAGAUCUUUACACUUAUAUCCUCACUGGGUUGUUUGUGUGGCAUAGAGGAUGACAAGACUCCUUCAGGACAGAGUGUUUCUCAGGAAAGAAUGCCACAAAUCAGGACUCUAAAGCCAGAUCUGUCAACCCAGAAAGCUCAUCUCUGUGAGAUGUGUGCUCCUGUCAUGAAGGACGUUUUGUACCUGGCUGAGCAUCAAGGAACAUAUACUGGGCAGAAAUCGUGUACAUGUGUAGCAUGUGGGGAACAAUUCUGUUUCAGGGCAAAUCUUGACCAACACCAGGAGGAGCACAGUGGGGAAAAACCCUGCAGCAAGGGUAUGAACAGGACCUCCUUUGUGAAGAGCUAUGGAAUCUAUUUGUCAGGGAAGCCUUUCACCUGUGGGGAGGGUGGAAAGGACACUGUGGGCCUUUUCCAGUACCAGGCCACUCCCAAAGCAGUACUGAAUAUACACAGCAGUACUGGCUGUGAGGAGCCCUUUCACUGUGGAAAAAGUCCUUACAAGUGUGGUGAAUGUGGGAAAGCCUUCCGCUGCAAACGUACACUUGUUCAGCACCAAAGAAUUCACUCUGGAGGACUGUAUGAGUGCAGUGAAUGUGGGAAAACCUUCACUUACAAGCACACAUUUCUUCGGCACAAGACGCUUCAUACUGGAGAAAGGUCUUUUGAAUGCAGUGAAUGUGGGAAGACCUUCAGGUUCAAAUAUAAACUUGUUCAGCACCAGCGUAUUCACACUGGAGAAAGGCCUUAUGAGUGUGCCGAAUGUGGGAAAGCUUUUGGGUGCAAAUCCAAACUUGUUCGGCACCAGAGAAUUCACACUGGAGCAAAGCCUUAUGAGUGUACUGAAUGUGGCAGAUUCUUUAGACAAAGUUCCAGUCUUGUUCAGCAUCAGAGAAUUCACACAGGAGCAAGGCCUUAUGAAUGUGGUGAAUGUGAGAAAUCUUUUAGCCAAAGCUCUAGCCUCAUUCAGCACCGCAGAAUUCACACUGGAGAAAGGCCUUAUGAAUGCAGUGAAUGUGGGAAAUCCUUUAGCCAAAGCUCCAGCCUCAUUCAACACCGAAGAGUUCAUACAGGAGCAAGGCCUUAUGAGUGCAGGGAAUGUGGGAAAUCCUUUAGCCAAAGCUUCAGCCUCAUUCUACAUCGGAGAAUUCACACUGGAGAAAGACCUUAUGAAUGCAGUGAAUGUGGAAAAUCUUUUAGCCAAAACUACAGCCUCAUUCAGCACCAUAAACUUCACACUAGAUAAAGGCCUCAAGAACAAAUGCAUUACAAGUGCAGCGAAUGUGGGAAAGCUUUCAGUCGCAAAGAUACACUUGUCCAGCACCAGAGAAUCCAUACUGGAGAAAAGCCUUAUGAGUGCAAUGAAUGUGGGAAAGCGUUCAGCCGCAAAGCCACACUUGUCCAGCACCAGAGAAUCCACACAGGAGAAAGGCCUUAUGAGUGCAGUGAAUGUGGAAAAGCCUUUAGCCGCAAGGACAACCUUACUCAGCACAAAAGAAUUCACACUGGAGAAAUGCCUUAUAAGUGUGGGGAAUGUGGCAAAUACUUCAGCCAUCACUCCAACCUAAUUGUACACCAGAGAGUUCACAAUGGAGCAAGGCCUUAUAAGUGCCACGAUUGUGGGAAAGUCUUCAGACACAAAUCCACACUUGUUCAGCAUGAGAGUAUCCACACUGGAGAAAAUCCUUAUGUUUGCAGUGAAUGUGGGAAAUCCUUUGGCCACAAAUAUACCCUUAUUAAACACCAGAGAAUUCAUACUGAGGCAAGGCCUUUUGAGUGCACUGAAUGUGGGAAAUUCUUUAGUCGAAGCUCUGACUUUAUUGCACACCAGAGAGUUCACACAGGUGAAAGGCCUUUUGUGUGCAGCAAAUGUGGGAAAGAUUUCAUCAGAACCUCCCACCUUGUUCGGCACCAAAAAGUUCACACUGGAGAAAGGCCAUAUGAAUGCAAUGAAUGUGGGAAAUCGUAUAGCUUAAGCUCCCAUCUCAUUAGGCACCAGAAAGUUCACACUGCCGGAAGGCUUUAGGAGUGCUUCCAACACAACAGAACUCAUGGCGAGGAGCUCUGUGUCUGCCUUUAGAGAGGGAGACAUCAAUCAUGUGUCGAACCACAUAUAUCUGGACAUUAAUACUGUGGAGUAUUUUAUGAAUGCCAGGUGCAGGGGAAGCUUUCAGAAGCUAUGUUGCACUUUCAGACCUGCUCAGGUUCCUUGCCAAAUUUCUUAGUGCCUGUGGCUGAAACCAUCUCAACUCAACCAGCUUAAUUACCCUAAUAUUUUUAGGGGAGGCAGAACUUCAUGCUCUCUUCAAUCCCUGGAGGAAAUUAUAAGAAAUCUGAAUUAAAUGGUGGUCCUCAUUUGCUUCCCUAUGACCGGAAAAGGUAUGGACAUGAUCCACCUUUAGCCAAGAUGAUCUAAGCUGUGCUCUGGUAGCAGAAAAGGUUUACCUUAUUCAUGGACAUUGUUGGUCUCAUGUGAUACUUGUGAUGAAUUUUUCCAGCCUCCAAGUCACCCAGGCUGGAUAACUACUUGACUCAUGUUGCUCUGGUUUGUGUGGUAAUAAAUACCUUAUUAUUUAAGCCACCUUUAAUCUCGGAGGUUCUUUUUAGUGUCUGGAGUGGUUUAGAAUCCAUUAGACUCUGCCAAACUGAAGAGGUAAACUGUUUGUGGUGGGCUCCCAACUGUGUGCCUCAAAUAGAACAGGUUGGCAGAGAACAGUUCUCAGUCCAAUCUUGGUGUUAAUUUCCAUUGCUGACAAAAGCUUGGGUGAGAAUUCAGGGCUUUGUGGGCCUGAUUUUGUCUAGAUUUCAGAGUUAUUCGAGGGUCCAGACAUCACCUUGAGAAGGGUGGUAUUGUAACAACCUACAACAUGUUUGGGAGCAGCAUGGCUUCAGUGUCUUGUUUUCACCAUAUAUGCCACAUUCCCUGGCACUGUUGAGGGGCAGCUGUUCCUCAGGACCUGCCAAGUGCCAUAUGCCCUGAAGGCCAGAAUCUGGUACAGGAGUCACUGGCUGUAAGGCUUACUGUGUCCAGGAGGGAAACAAAAUUGAUGCAGAAACACUGGGUGUGAAUAAUUGGGAUUGGAGAGACUGCUGCAAAGGAGAAUGGGUGUGCCCAUGCUAAAAACACAUCCAUAAACAUUCAAGUCAGUAUUGCUGGAUGAGAUCAUGUAUGGAGAUUGUCAUGCUCUCUGGGGCUGUCUCAUUCUUAUGACCAGGGUCAGUGGCAGAGCAAAGAAUGUAGUUUUCCUCAAUUUCUGUGCCUCCUUGGGCUCUUCAGCUGAUGCUGCAUGGGCAGGAAUCCUGGGACUGAGAAUAGAACUGUAGUCAACAUGCAGUAUACUGCCCACACUGUACAGUUUGGUAAGCCUUAAUAUAUGUAUACACAUUUGAAAUCGUCUAGUCAUGAUAUUGGAUAUAUCCAUCACCCUUUCUCAGUGCCUUUCCUAAUACUUUACCUACCACCCCUAAGCAACCAUUGAUUGACUUUCAGUAUAGAUAAAUUUGCCUUUUCUAGAAUUUUAUUUAAGUGGAACCUUAAAAGUUUACUUCUGUCUGCUGUCUUGCAACAUGAUUAUUUUGAGAAUCAUCUAUAGCUCAUUCUCUUUAUUGCUGAGUAAUGUUCUAUAUGGAUAUACCACACCAUAUCAAUAUAUCUUAAAUGAUAUUUGGAGUUCCCCCGCCCAGAUUCUAAAUAUAAAAAUAAAGCUGCUGCAAAUAUU